Athalia rosae (coleseed sawfly) is the source of this 603-nucleotide messenger RNA. It is a transcript of the gene Dpm3, whose product is annotated as dolichol-phosphate mannosyltransferase subunit 3. Gene Ontology annotation, cellular component: dolichol-phosphate-mannose synthase complex; endoplasmic reticulum membrane. Gene Ontology annotation, biological process: GPI anchor biosynthetic process. The transcript has 3 exons. Bases 162 to 449 code for a protein of 95 amino acids. The record is from RefSeq and is a predicted model, not a curated record. Lineage: Eukaryota; Metazoa; Arthropoda; Insecta; Hymenoptera; Athaliidae.
UACAUACAUACAUCACGUUGACUUCCUGUGUCGUACGAGAUAACCUAUUUGUCACGCCGGACGAUCGUACAGAGUUACAAGAAUAAUAUACUGCUAUCAUCACAUUAAUAUUUUGGCUAUAAAAACGGACUUUAAAAUCGAGGGAAAUUUCAUUCAUUAAGAUGACGAAGCUGAUGGAAUGGGCUUUUGUUGCUACGGUAUUCUUUAGUAUAUGGACUGCCACCAUCACUGGAAGCAUUCAAUCGCCUCUUAUAGAGAAAUGGCGAACUACAAUAUUGUAUCUACCUGUAAUACUGAUAAUCCUCUUUGGUUUCUAUGCUGCUAGUGUUGUUCUUUAUCGUGUGUUUACAUUCAAUAAUUGCGAAGAAGCUGCAGCAGAACUUCAAGAGGAAAUCAAAGAAGCCAAGAAGGAUCUCAGGAGCAAGGGACUUCUGCUUCGGGAAGAUUGAAGUAUGUAAAAACUCGAACUGGUAUAUUGCAACUAAAUAUCUACUUGCAUUUGUAUUAAUUGUAUCUAAUUUAAUUCUUACCAUGUAAAAUAGUGUAUUGCUGUAUGUAUAUUUGAAAUUUUUUAUAAUAAACUCAUCAUCGCUAAUAUAAGAA